AUGAUAGGGGAGAAGAAAAAGCUUAAAAGACUACGAGAGUCAGAUUCCGGAGAGUCUGUGCUUCAUAUUGCCGUCAGCUGUCGGAGGAAUGAAGUUGCCAAGAUAAUAUUUGAAUAUGAUCCAAGUUUAAUCUACUGUGAUAGAAAGGAUGAGGACUAUCGUGGACAGACGCCUUUCCACAUUGCCAUAGCCAAGGCAAGAAAUCCUGACACGGAUGAUGGGCAAGAUCUAGUGAAAGCCAUGAUUGACACACUCGAACGUAAUGAAAUGCUUAAAGAGACGAUGGAAUGUACAGUUUCCGGAAAGAAAUUGAGAGGUACUGUUAUGUUAGGAGGGACGCCUUUGUCCAUUGCUGCUUUGAGUAAUAAUAAAACUGCAGUUGACCUUCUUCUUAAACAUCACGCUGAUCUAAAUGGCUCGGACAGUUCUGGGAAUACAGUUUUUCACUCGCUGGUCGUAUACGCAUCUUACUACCCAGAAAAGGCGCCUGCUAUUCUGAGUAUGUUUGACAAGUUGGCAAAACACGGUCAAUCGAAGUACAGAGAAAAUGUACAACGAAAAAAUGAGGAAAAGCUAUCAGCACUCCAUCUUGCUGCUGAGCACGGUCUGGAAAACGUGUUUAGUCACAUCCUUGAUCUGGAGAAUGCAUACAAGUUCUUCUCUAGUCACGACGGUGUUUUUGAUAUCUACGAAUGUGAUAUAACAGAGCUUGAUAAGGCAACCUGGGAUAGAGCCGUUCUACAGAAGUCAUCUGCCUACAGGAAAAUAGAACACAAAGCUGAAGGAUUGUCUAAAGGCAAGCAGGACUGUUGCAUAGUAAGCUAUUGCAAGAAACAGAGACAAAAUACGAGCCAGAGUAUAUUGGAAAACAUUUGCAGUUUGGAGUCAACCACAGCCUGUGCGUUUCUGAACAACUACACGGUCUACACUUUGAUAUACAAAAAGUGGAAGCGGUACUCGUGCGUCUACUACCUUUUCGUCGUUCUUCACCUGGCACUAAUGAGCAUCCUAACCUGGCAUUUGGAUCUCAAAGUUGACGCCAUCAUGGAUCCAGACAGGGCACAGAAGCAAACCUUGGUCCUCUUUGGAGAUAUGGUAAAAUUUAUACCAAUCAUUUUCAUAAUGAUAGUAGGAUUUACAAGCGCAUUGCACAGCUCGUUUGCGGAAACUCGUCCUGAGAUGUUUGGUAACUUCUCUGUCAGCCUACUAACCACGUUCAGUCUGAUGACUGGUCAAGGACAGUUAGAUCAACUUGAAGAUCCGAGUAAGGGAUCUGUCGUAGCUUUUGCUGUUUCGGUGAUAGUCAUCCAGAUAUUCCUCCUCAACAUCCUCAUCGCCAUUAUGUCCACCACAUGCGAAAGCGUCAAGAAUUCAAACAAUCUCUUGUGGCUUCAGAGAUUGUCCAUUGUCAUAUUCAUUGAAGGGAUACUACCAAAACGGCUGAAGCCACCCAUGGGGACGGAGGAUAAGACAGAUCAUAGAAGUACCAGAUAUCUUCUCGAAAUUCACCACUUGAGAGAUGAAGACUCCAGUAGCUUUGAACAGAAUGACAAUGGAAAUCUUACAGCAACAUUGCGCAAGUUCCUGAACCAAUCCAAAGUAGGGGAGACAACAACACGCCCUGACGACGGAGCGCCCCCUGUCCAGCAUCUGGUCAUUGAUAACUAUGGAACGACUAAAUGA
This is a messenger RNA of Haliotis rubra (blacklip abalone), 1683 nucleotides long. RefSeq names its product transient receptor potential cation channel subfamily V member 6-like. Bases 1 to 1683 code for a protein of 560 amino acids. Gene Ontology annotation, molecular function: calcium channel activity; protein binding. The transcript has 2 exons. Gene Ontology annotation, cellular component: membrane. Gene Ontology annotation, biological process: calcium ion import across plasma membrane. The record is from RefSeq and is a predicted model, not a curated record. Lineage: Eukaryota; Metazoa; Mollusca; Gastropoda; Lepetellida; Haliotidae.